Brenthis ino (lesser marbled fritillary) is the source of this 1089-nucleotide messenger RNA. The record is from the annotation of a GenBank genome assembly. NCBI's taxonomy places the organism in Eukaryota, Metazoa, Arthropoda, Insecta, Lepidoptera, Nymphalidae.
AUGAGAAGGCAAGUGGUGAAGUCAAAUGCAACAUUCAACGCGUUCGUCGUACCGGGACAGCCUGAACUAACUGAAGAGUUAAUACCAGUAUCUAUGACGAGGGAGUUGGAGCUCGAAGAUGAUAUGAAAGAGUAUUGGGGCUUCUAUCUCUUACAGGGAUCUACUGUAACCGUUUCUUCUUGUGUCAGAUGGCCCGGUGCUUCUCUAAUUAUGAUAAAGGGAUACAAACAUCUGCAGGAUUGUGCGUACAUUGGAGAUGACUCUUCAGAAGAAUUGGACGAACUUCUUGAAGCUCAUAAACUUGGUCUGCUGUCAAAUACUACACUGCUGGAAAAGAUAACCCAGUUGAAUAAGGAAGAUGGAAAAGCUAAUGAUCCAGAUACAAUGAAAAGGCAUAAAGCUGGUAUAAAGUUUCACGACCCAAGUCGAACAGCGAAUGCGACGUCGACUGGUAACGUACCAACUGUUGAUGUUACUGAUCAUGAUCCAAAGGAACUUCGAGAAAUUUUGGAAAGAUUGCAUGCAAUACGAGAAGCAGCUAAAAUCGAAUCUCAAAAGUAUUACCACCCGCCGUCUCACCUCAUGUCUCUGCCAGCUCUACAUCGACAUAGAGACGCCAAUGUUGAUAGAGACGAGAGACGAUGGCUGUUUUUCAAAGAUUUAGACGGUAACAUGAGCGAACAAGAAACAAACUCUACCGUGGAAAAAGCAGAAACAGAAAAGCCAAAAAUUGAAACUGCAGAUAAUAAAAUAAAUAAUACCAAUGUAAAUGUGCAUACAAACAACGUUAUCAAUUCUAAAUCCAGCAAAGAAUUUGAUAAAAAGACAAUUGACAAUAAGAUUAUGAACGAUACGCAUGUCAAAGAAAACACCACUCACGAUGAAUCGCCGAUUCCGGCCACGGCGGCCAAUCUCAAUGAGAUUAGCCAACUGCGCAGGAGAUAUUAUAGUGCUCAAGUGUACGCGCAGACACAACGUGCACUCUCUAUUCCUAUCACUCUCAUACUCCGGUGGGACGACCACUCGACACGACCGGUGAGAGUUAAGGCGCAGGACCGACGGCUUUACGUGCUCUCCGAGGCACGGGGG